AGCAGCUUAGUUCUCUGGUCAGGCCAGUGACACAGACUCACCAGAAACGUGUAGACAUUUCUGGGGAGAGCAGUGGCUGGCUGAUUCAUCUCCGGAUGGUCCGCAGCUGUGUUUCCGUAGGACCAAAGGAUCAGGCUUAUUAGAGCAGAAUGCUGUCUGAAGGCUAUCUCAGUGGACUUGCCUACCAGAAUGAUACCCACUGGAGUUGUGCAUCGUGUAAUGAGCGGGUGGCUGGGGAAAAGGAUGAUGAGGAGAAAUCAGCUACUGCUCUUUCCUCUUCCUCGGUGGAUGAGACACAGGUUGGAAGUCUCUAUGUGAGCUACAAAUCCUCAGGCAAAUUUAUUUCUUCGGUACAUUCAAGAGAAAGCCAACACAGCCAAAGUUCACGGCUGGCAGUGCUGCAGAUGAACCCAAAUCCUGUGUUUGAAAGCCCAAACUUGGUUGCCAUUGAAACUUGUAGAGACCCCAGUCGAGAAACUUACUUGGUCCCGUCUUCCUGCAAAAGUAUUUGCAAGAAUUACAAUGACUUGCAUAUUGCAGGGGGGCACGUGAUGGCCAUUAACUCAGUGGUGACAGAUUUCCCUUCUGAGACCAGCUUUGAAUAUGGCCCUUUGUUGAAGUCCUCUGAGAUCCCUCUGUCCAUGGAGGAUUCCAUCUCCACUCAGCCUAGUGGCUUUCCCCCCAAGCCCAUCCAACAGUAUCCAUCCUACUGGAGAAUAACCAGCAUCAAAGAGAAGAGCAGCCUACAAAUGCACAAGCCGAUUUCUAAUGCGAUGCUGAACGAGUACCUGGAGCAGAAGGUGGUGGAGCUGUACAAGCAGUACAUCAUGGACGCUGUGUUUCACGACAAUUCCCCUACUCAGAUCCUGGCGUCGGAGCUCAUCAUGACAAGUGUGGACCAGAUUAGUCUCCAGGUGUCUAGAGAGAAGAACCUGGAGACCUCCAAAGCUAAGGACAUAGUCAUUAACCGCCUCCUGCAGUUGGUGUCAACUGAAAUCAGCACUCCCAGCCUCCACAUCUCUCAGUAUAGCAACGUGAACCCAUAGAGGGUGAGCUUCUGUUCCUCUUUCUCAACCGUGCCUGCCCAAAGGUCUGCUUUAUCCAUUUGUUCUGGGAAGAUGCAAGAGGGAGAUGGAAAGGGAGCCACGGGUUUGAGAAGCAAAGGCUGGCUGGAAGUCUGGUGGGAAUGAGAAGGCAAUCUCAAUGAAGCAGGCCUAUGGGAAGAGGAGCCUUAAAGAACGGUUCACAGAGAGGGCUGGAAGGCAAUAGAGGCAAACCCAGAAGGAUCCAAAAGAGAAGGUGCGUUUCAUUGCAGGAAGGACAGAAAUGGAGAGAGAUAAGCCAAAGAAGAAGACACAGUGGCAAAGCGGAAAAAAAAAUCACCAGGUUUGAGGGUAGAGUCAAGGAUAUGUUUGUUCUCUAGUUAAAUUCCUUUAAGUCAUUUCUUCUUGAGGGAAGUGGAAUAUAAGGCUGAGAUGUUUGGCUAGAAAGGCAGGUUCACACACUUUUCUAAAUAUUUGUUUAUAUCUCUUUCUCUGUUUUGUAUUCAUAGACCAUUUAAAAAUAAGUUUUCUAAACAUUAAAAUUGUAACAAAAUACAGUUAUGUUUUUGGUUUUUUUUUAGUUUUGAAUGAUUGCUCAGCUACAGCUAUCAUCACAAAACAGCCACUUGAAUAUCUCAUUCUGUUUACUAGUGUACUAGUGGACAUGAAAUUUUCUAAAGGGAACAUAUCAUAUUGUAAACAUGAAACUGUUUAAUUUGAUGUUACUGCAUGUGAUUUUCUUGGUGGUUAAUAUUAAGCUUCAAAAGAAAUUAUGAAUCAGUUUCCACCUCCCUCAUUUUCUCUCAGUCUUCCAUAUUCUCUCAACUCUUCUGUAUCCUCAAAACAAGGCCAAAACUCUAUUAAUGCAUUCACUGGAAUGGCAGCUUCAUGAGCCCCUCACAGCUCUGCUUAGCCUCCCCCUCACCCCACACUUAUGUAAUUAGGGGUUGGCCAGCAAUAGCCCCUGAGCCAAACCUUGCCUGCCACUGUUGGAGAAUGGGCCCACUGUCCUAGAAAGUCCAGGCCAUUGUUUCCAUGAGAUCCGAGUGGGAUGACCCCCCCCCCAACUCUCUCUUCAGGUCGAGAGAAGGGCUGGUUCCUCUAGUCUCAGUCUCUGGAAUUUAUGACUUUAUGAUGGCUGAACCCUUGGACAUGGGCACCUUUCUACACAUGCCACCUCCCCCCUUUCCUUCUUUAAUGAAAAGCCAUGGAUUACUGUGUUAACUUUAAAACUCCAGGACAUUGCUCAGCUUUUCCCCUCUCUCUCACUGCUCUAAAGUGCCUGCAAUUUACCUUCAGAAAAAUGUACAUUGUAAAGCUUAUGAUCAAACAGUCUCUCGGUAAAAAUUUAACUAU
Molecule: messenger RNA, 2399 nt
Organism: Erinaceus europaeus (western European hedgehog)
Lineage: Eukaryota; Metazoa; Chordata; Mammalia; Eulipotyphla; Erinaceidae
Gene: TASL
Product: TLR adaptor interacting with endolysosomal SLC15A4
Exons: 2
Coding region: 150-1046 (298 amino acids)
Biological process (GO): regulation of toll-like receptor signaling pathway
Source: RefSeq, a predicted model, not a curated record